Molecule: messenger RNA, 3505 nt
Organism: Toxorhynchites rutilus septentrionalis
Lineage: Eukaryota; Metazoa; Arthropoda; Insecta; Diptera; Culicidae
Product: gastrula zinc finger protein XlCGF8.2DB-like
Exons: 9
Coding region: 548-1294 (248 amino acids)
Biological process (GO): regulation of transcription by RNA polymerase II
Cellular component (GO): nucleus
Molecular function (GO): DNA-binding transcription factor activity; RNA polymerase II cis-regulatory region sequence-specific DNA binding
Source: RefSeq, a predicted model, not a curated record
GAGAAAAUCUGUGCAAAAUAUUUUUUUUACCUUCUGUGCGUGUGCUGCUGCUGCUCCUCACGGGUAGUGUCUGAAACCAUUGCAUUCGAACGGUGAGGAAAAUUGUUAAUUUCAUCCGAUUAUUCCUUGCGAAUAUGUGCUAGAAGAGUAGUGCACAGUUAGAAUCGACAUUUCCACCCAAUGGAACUGUAAUCGACGAUCGGAGGAGAAUUGACCGCUCCGAGCUGGUGGAAUUCGUCUGCUCCUCCCGAACGAGAGGAUCAAGACGAAGAAGGGUUCCCCUGAACGAGGCUGACGUUAGUUGUGAAUGAUUACUGCUGUUGGUGGAACGAGAAGUUGUCUGAUUUUCGGGGAGACUGAAGAAUGUCCUCGGAUCAAUGAAGAUUAUCUUCGUUCUCCGAACAUGGCUGUGAUAGGAAUCUGCACUAGACCAUAAGUAUAACUAAGCCGAGGAGUAACGUAUCGAGUCAACUUUUAGUUAGUAAGACAGGAGCUAAAUUUGAUAAAGGUAAACAUACCGGAAUCGUCCUUGUUUGGUGGCCGUAGAAUGCAAACUACCCAGGAGUUGAAACCGGCAGAAAAGGUGCCUAGCUGCACUAAACCUUUCCAAUGUACCGAGUGUGAUAAACAGUUCCGACAGCUAAGCACAUUAACGAAUCACAUGAAGAUUCACACAGGUGAUAAACCCUAUAAGUGCACAAUAUGUUCCAAGGAAUUUCGUCAGACCACGACACUUUCCAAUCACAUAAAAAUCCACACAGGAGAAAAGCCAUUCAACUGCACAUAUUGUGGCAAACAAUUUCGACAGUUGAGUACACUUUCUAAUCACUUUAAAAUUCAUACAGGAGAAAAGCCGUACGAGUGCUCUGUGUGCGGCAAACAGUUUCGGCAAUCCAGCACACUAAACAGCCACGUGAGAAUCCACUCGGAUGAGAAGUAUUCUGUGAAGCCGUUCAAGUGCAGCAUGUGCCCCAAGGAGUUCCGACAGACUACGACCCUCUCAAACCACCUGAAAAUUCACACAGGUGAGAAACCCUACACUUGUACAUAUUGCAGCAAAAGUUUUAGACAGACAGGGACACUAUCGAAUCAUCUAAAAAUACACACUGGGGAAAAACCCUACGAGUGCUCAGUGUGCCGAAAACAGUUUCGUCAAUCGAGCACGCUAAACUCUCACAUACGAAUCCACACGGAGGACAAAAUAUGUAAAACGUCCCCUUCGCCUCUGCCCUCGACAUUGACCACAAUCACGAUGAAGCUGGAGGACAUCAAGCCACUGUACACGAUCAUAUAAGUAUGUGUGUAUUGUAUCAAUCGACCCGUUUCCGUUAACAUUGGAUCCAAUCGUGUGUCCUAAGGUAACGAAAAGACGGACCCAAUUACUGUUAAGUUUUGAACCUAUCUCGCACCGCGCCGAUGCUGCGUCUCGAGUUGACUUCUGAUUCGGAUCGAUUCUAGCGGAUGAGGGGAGUUAUGCUCAGCCGUAGGAUUUUGGUUGAAAAUGAGGUUAUUUUGAUUUAUAAACUAUUCAGUAGUAAUUAUACUGAUUUGUAUUUUGAAUCCUGCACGGCGCUACGCAUCGGCUUUCACAGGUACUAGAGAUAUUUCGUUUUCUUUUGAAGUGGCAAGUGCGUUAACAGUUAAUUAACUUUCACGGAAAUUUUUUACAUAGUAAUUGUCAUUUGUCCCUGUCCCACAGUACAACGUUUCAAAUGUCGUGACAGUUUACUUCAGUUGUUUUUUCUACUGGCUUUCUGCCAUAUGAAGCAAAUUGAAUGAUAUUCCUAUUCAAUUUAAUAAUGAAUGAAAAUGAACGUCAAAAUCUGUCCGAUUUCAGCCCGCUAUAAUUCAAAUCAAUAAGUCGAAUCACAAUCAAAUCAAAUUGAAUCAUUACUAUCUUCAUCUGGCCGGGAGCAAUAUAUCCAAUGGAGCGCUCAAUUACCGAGCAAAAGAAGGACCUAGCGCUUGGAGACUUCGGAACAUGAUGACAGUUUCGGUAGCAGCAAUUACUGUGAGACGCGAACCAUUUUCGCAAAUUGGGAAAAAAUAUCGGGUCCGACCAAGGUGACCACCCAUAACGAACACAUUUUGUCUGACUUGCGUCGGUCCUUGGACUAUCCCAAAAAUAAUGUCAUAAUUUUAUUACUGUUGUUCCCAGCUUCGAAGCAUCCGAACGAAAAGUCCACCGUCUUUUGAACGCUACAAUCAAGAUAGGUUAUGAACGCAUGUGGGUUCCCACACGACCAUUCGCAAUGAGCCAUAAACGAACAUGUGUUCAUGUUAUUAUUGUUCAAUAAAAUAAAUGUUUUUGUUUUGUUUAUGUUAACUACAUUCUUGCAAUGACAUUUUAGUGUUGUAAAAAGUGCGAAACGGUACACACUUCACGCUUCAGUUCAUAGUCAUUCAACACAGAUCGCUAGAAAAGUUCAUAUUUAUUUUGAAAAACAUGUUGUUUUUAACAAAUGUAAUAAUAUUAUUACGAAAUGGCCAUCCCCAAUCCCAAAUUGACAGUUCAUUUGACUAGCGAAAGAUUGAUAAAACGACGAGAACGAAAUCAGUGUGCGUGUGUUAGCGGCGAAUCCAUCAUCUCGUCUUAUGAUCCAAAACAAAUCAGAUCGCGGUUGAUCGCCGCCGAUCGCUGAUUCCGCGAAAUGGAACAGAAGUCAGCGCGAGAAGAAUGAGAGAAAAAGCAUUAGCGGAGACGCACCUCCCCUUUCAGGGCCAUAAUUACAUCAUUAUUCCGGUAGGAAGCGCGGGGAAGCAAAUUAUUGUAUUGUAUAUAAUUAUAUAUGAUAACAAUUAAAUAAUGAAACUUUGAUUAAAAAUAAUCUGAUUGAAUUUGGAGAAGUAAGGCAAUAAACGAAAAAAAAAACGUCGGCAGCCACACGCGCGCGGCCAUUGGGCAAUUGGGGUAAAUGCGAUACAAGGAAUGACGGCGGGUAAUAAAGUAAUUAAAGAUUGGGCCGUGUAAUCGCUGCCAUCCGUAGGGUAGCGUUUCGAGAUUCGAUUAAAAGAAGCUUCGAAGUGAAACUAAUGAGUUGAUGAGCAACUGGGAAGAAAACUUGAAGCAACAACAACAGCAUCUACACUAUCAACACAAAACAACUGUACUAAUUUAUUAACCACCAAUCAAUGUUUGCAAUCAUGAAACGGAUAAUCGGAAAGGUAGCGAAAGAGAAGGGAGAAAAAAAGAGUGGGAAAUUGAAGCACACAUCAUUUUGAGCCACACAGGAACUACAGGUAUAGAGAAGACUAAGCGUAAUCGAUAUUAUGAGGGUAAUUAAGAAGAAAUCAAAAAGAGGGCGUUUAUGCACCGGUCGAGGGGAGAGCCUAAAGUUUUAUGAAAACUUCUGAAAUACAGGAAUAAUGACUCCAAAAAGGGCAGAGUACGGAGCGUAAAAAGCUGAGGUUUAUAAAUGCAUGCGAGCGAAAUUGCUAUAUAUAUAUAUUAUGCUAGAACGAAAAAAUAUAUUAUGUGAAUAUUGAAUGUUUUUACAGAAAAGAA